AUGGCGAAUUCCACCACCAAACGGAAGAAUCUCUCUUCCAACACCUCCGAUCUCACCGCCGCAUCACCUCCAGCUCCUUUCUCGAUCGCCCCCUCGGAACUCGAACCCUUCCUCUCCUCCCUCGACAAGUCCAAAGUCUAUAUCGCCCACAUCGACACGCAUCCGUGGUGGUUCAAGCGGCGCAUCUUCACCGUCCCAGUCCUGCUCAACGUCACCAUCCUCGCUCUCCUCAUAUGGCGCGCAUACUCUAUCCUUCCGACAUACUGGGCGAUUACGCUCUCCAUGCUCGGUAAUACAACCAGUGCAACAGUCGACACCGAGUCCAAGACCAGAACACAGCUGUUUUGGAUAGUACUCUGGCGGACGUUUACUUUCCUCCUCGACUUCUUGCUUGUCAAAAUUAUCUGGCCAUGGCCCUUGACAUUCUUCUUCGAGAUGCCCGGCAAUCCAUGCCUCUGGCGAUGGAGGGUGGGCUUCCGUGACCGCGAGAUAUACAUCCGGGUUUCGAGGAAAUGGGGCAGUGAAGAGCUGCUUGAGGGCGCGAAGAAAGGGGACGAAAGUCCAUUCUUCAAGGUCAGAAUACUGCCGGCUAUCGACCGGCACUAUAUCAGAAGCAAGACCGGGUAUCUCAUGAUGGGCACGAAUUGGGACCUUGACUUCGCAGCUAUGGCUGCGGCGCAUAAGCUUGUGGAUACCAAGGCUGUGCCGGAAGAGGCGUUUGAGAAGAGCAUCCUUGCUUUUUCCACAGAGCUGGACUCUUGGUUGGUAUGGAAAGUUCACGAGCUGGACGAGGGUGCAGAGCAAGAAAGCCGCAAGAAGGUAGUUCAGUUCAAGGACCGGCUUACGGCCAUGGGCAAGGAGAACCUAUUUUUUCGGUGGGUCGAGCUCAUACAGUAUGAGAGUACCCAGCCCGGCGGGUUCACGAAGGAGAGACAGGUGCAGACUGUGCAGAGGGCUAGGGAGAUGUUUCAAGAGCAGGGUAUUGAUUUUGAGGAGUUUGUCCAAAGUACGUUCAAUAUCGCCCCGCUCGGCGUCGCGUUCGCGUACGCCAACUCGAUCACCUUCACCGCGCAGAGACAGGUAUGGUGGACGGAAUGGCACAAGGAGAAGCGCGAGCAGAAGCCCGGCGAGAAGCCAAUCGUUGUAGAGAAGUUAACGAAGAACGUCAACGAAGGCCAUCUCCGGGAGAUCUUUGGAGCAUACGGAUCUAUACAAGACCUCGACAUGCCUAUGAACAGACAAUUCAUGACAAACCGCGGAACAGCAUACAUCGUAUACCACGACACCGCCGACGCCGAAGCAGCCAUCGCGCACAUGCAUGAAGCGCAGCUCGACGGCGCAGUAAUCACCGUAUCGAUCGUUCUACCCCGCCGCAAAUUCUCGCGCUCCCCUCCACCACGUCGCGCGCCGCCACCCUUUGAUCGCUUCGACUCGCGUAGUGGACCACCGGGCGGAUACCGUGGACCGCCGCCUGGAACUGGUGCUGCAGCUGGACGGUACCGAUCCCCACCGCCCCGGCGUCGGUCGCCGCCUGGGCGAGGAUACGGUCGCUCUGGCCGAGGGGACUUUUCGUACAGGCCGCGGUCCUACUCGCGAUCAAGAUUUCCACGUCGUAGUCGCUCCAGGUCAUACUCAUCAAGGUCACCAUCACGAUCACCUCCCCCGCGACGAGGCAGCUAUCGGAGGAGGGAAAGCCCACCGAGGGGUGGAGGCAGGAGGCGGAGAAGCCCCAGCUACAGCAGUUAUAGUAGUCACAGUGAUAGGAGUCGGAGUAGGAGUAGGGGCAAUGGAGCAAGGGGCCGACGGUAA
Molecule: messenger RNA, 1809 nt
Organism: Coniosporium apollinis CBS 100218
Lineage: Eukaryota; Fungi; Ascomycota; Dothideomycetes
Exons: 4
Coding region: 1-1809 (602 amino acids)
Biological process (GO): mRNA splicing, via spliceosome
Cellular component (GO): ASAP complex; cytoplasm; nucleoplasm
Molecular function (GO): RNA binding
Source: RefSeq, a predicted model, not a curated record